Molecule: messenger RNA, 558 nt
Organism: Durusdinium trenchii
Lineage: Eukaryota; Dinophyceae; Suessiales; Symbiodiniaceae
Source: the annotation of a GenBank genome assembly
GAGCUUGCUGGCCAUUUGUGGUUGAAUGAGCAACACCUCAAGGACCUCGUCAAUGUGCUGCACCAAUCGGAAGAGUUUUCCCGAGUCAAGCUGUAUUUCGAUUUGUCCUUGAGGCAAUUGGUGGAGCAUGAAGCAGAGAGGAACUUGCAGCUUUUUGUUCAGAGUGUUUAUCACUAUGUCGUCCAGUUGUUGGGAUAUCGUGGCCGCAGUCUCUCCAAGUUCAACAGUCCACCAGAUUGUUACGCCAGCCUGUGCCUGGAGACUGCUGAUGUGACACUGAGGGAAGAAACCAAAGCAAAGUUGACUGAGGACUGGAAGGCGCUGCGCUUACUUGAGUUGUCACCUGGAGAAGUGUCUCGUGAGCUUUCCUCUGACCUUGGUGACACAGUGUCAAGUCCCAUGUCUGCCUCAGAAAAACUUCCGAAAUUCUUUGCUGGAAUGAUGGCUGAGAAAAAGUGGCGAACUCUCUCUGAGGAGGCCCUGCGUGUAUCAUCAGCUGCUUGGGAAUGGAUCCGUGCAUUCUGUGCUCGGUACAAGUCUAUGGGCCACAAGCUCAAA